UGCCAGUUGUGAAGUGCAACAUGAUUGAAUCAGUGGCUGAUGGGUUUCACUCUGAACCGCUUGUUAUGGCUCAACAUGAUUUCAGUUUAAUUGAGUUUUUCGGGCCGUUCCAACGCGUUCUAAUUGAGCAGACCCAAUGAGGAGCUGGAUUUGUUGUAAACAACCCAUAUCCCUGGGGAUCAGUGCUCUGUGUGUCCACUCCCCUUCAAUGUGUGAAUGUAGCCUGAAUGGCCUCCUAUCUGCUGCACGGGCUUCAUGAAAGGGUUGUCGCACAGUUGUCUGUCAAAUGAGCCCCCCCUGACUACUACCACCAAUCUCCUUCCAUAACAGUCAGAGUUUAGAUGUCAGCAGUGGACUUUCCCAGAGAGCAGUCUGGCCUGCACACAAGUGUACACAGCCUUUUCAGUGUGUCUGCCUAAAUGCGUGUGUGUGUGUGUCUGUCUGCUAAUUGAUCUGCUAGUCCAGCUUCAGGACGUGGACGUCAAUGUGGAGAAAUUGCUGAAGCCUGUCGGUCACAUAAUUUUGAAGUAUAGUUCUUCACCAGGUGUGUUUGGAGCCAGGUGUGACAGCUGAGACCUAGGCGCCUUUGACCAAUUGCUUGACCUAUGUCUGCCCUGUGGUCUUUUGUGACCUAGUUUCAAACCGACUCUAAGCCACUCCAAAUUGAUCUGCUAGGUCAACAUCUGUUAGCAAUAUGGCAGACGAUAUGAUACCUAUCCUGCCCUCAUGGGUUUUGACGGAGUCAGUGCCGACAGUAGGUUCUAGGAGUUCAUGUUUGUAUGUUGAAAGUAACUUGUUUGUGUACAGUAUAAUGCAGUUGUCAUGGAGAGGAAUGAGUGUUCAGGGCCUCUCUGUAGAGUCAAGUUGAAGCAGGACGUCCAUGGAUGUUUGUGUCAGAGUGUGGGGCUUUGGAGCCACGAGUAGAGAAAUGAGACGGGCCUCCAUUACAUAAGGCCUUUAGUUCUAUAGCCCUGAAUGGUGCUCUCUGUCAAGGCCAAGCUCUCACACUGAACUGUGUGUAAGGUUUGUGAACAAAUGGGUUUUUUAUUGACUCAAAGUUGUACAUCAGAAUUCCAGUUUAGUGAUGUAGUGUAACAGUGGCAUUGGUUGCUUUCUUAAACCGCUGUGCAAGUCGAGAGCAUCCAGAGGAUGUCCGUAAUGUCACGCUUGGGGUUAAUAUUUGAAAUGGUUGUGCUUCCCUAUGAUUGUGUGUUCAGUGUACCAACUCACAUGUCCAGACAGAAGGUAGCUGACCUGCCCUCUGGGGAGUACAGUACACUGACAGAUGGAGCUGCUGGGAGGGAGAGAGCAGGAGUGGGGAAACGACUGAGAUGAGAGGGAUAUUAUGGACAUGGACAACAGAAAUGCCCCUGAAGAUAAACCUGUCCAGCGCUCCAAAUCCUUCAGCUUCAAGACACCAAGGGAGGUGUGCUCGUCAUGUGAGAAGACCGUCUACCCCAUGGAGAGAUUGGUGGCUAACAACCUGAUAUUCCACUCGGCCUGUUUCUGCUGCAAACACUGCAACACCAAACUCAGCCUGGGCACAUUUGCUGCCCUUUCGGGGGAUUUCUACUGCAAGCCGCACUUCCAGCAGCUCUUCAAGAGCAAAGGCAACUAUGAUGAGGGCUUUGGCCGCAAGCAGCACAAGGAGCUUUGGACCUCCAAGGAGGGAGAGAACAUAACUAAGACUGCGUAGCCACGCCUGUCUGUGUCCCAACCGUUCUCCCACGGGAAAGGCUAUACGGACACUCCUGACCUGCAAACCGACUUUUAUUUUCAGAAUUGGUAACGGUCAGGGUUAGUUUUAGAUUUUGGUUGUUUUGCAGGUCAGCAGUAUCCUACUGGCAUUUCCCAUCUCAUCCCCAAAGCUGCCUCUUCUCCACCUCCAACAUGUCAUAAAGAGCACCAACGUGUCAUGAGGGGUGCAGUCAACGCUCCUGAGCGCUCGCUCCACAUGGAAGACACACACCCACUAUGACUGGCCGGUCACGCUCCCUAUUGCUCGGCAUUUUAUUUAGUGGGGUGCUUAUUCCUUUAAUUUGGUUAUAGUAUCAUUUUUAUUUUACAUUUGCUCUUUUGAAAUUGUUGAUUGUGACCAAACUGCUUAUUCACAAACCAGUGGUAUGUUUUUGCUGUCUUUUUGAGGACUACAUAUCAUUGUUUUCUUGUUUAUUUUUCGGAUAAAUUUGCACCCUUUUGACGCAACAGGCGCAAGGGACCGUAUGCUCAUGUGAACAUAUGGUUAGAGAAGCUGGAGUUCACCCUCAGCUGUAGAGCAUACUCAGGUCAACCAUACUGAGCUAGGUUCAUUAGCAAGUUUGUAUUUUAUGACCUCCUUUUCAGUUUCAUAUCGUCAAUUAAAUCUAACACCAAUUUUAAAGACCAGUCCUCUGCAUUGCGGUAGCACCGGCGGAAGCCAAUUUGUGAGUUUGUCAGGGUUCACUUAUCUGAGAAACAAACAUGGUACUGUAAAACUGUCACACGUUCUCUCUCUGGGUACAUUUAGUUGAAUUCUGUCUUAUUGUUCAAAUGUUUGUUUUUUUGCUCCUAUGAUCUGAAUGGCUGCAAGGUUUCAGUUCUGCAUGUUUGUCCUGUAUGAGUCUUAGCUGUACCUUUAGUCUGUACUGCCCUCCUGUGUUCUGGGUGAUUUAAAACUAAUCUGCUUCAUUGACUCUUAAUCUCACUUUACUGGUUUUAAAAUGCACUCUUUGCUCUGUUAUUUGCUGGGUUUGACGGUCAUGCGAUAAGUUGCUCUUUACUAGUAGAGGCUUUUUCGUCUUUAUUCUGAAUAUGAGAAGUAUCUCAUAGGUGUUUGUACAUAGCUUGUGCUUAGUGAACAUAUCGCACUAUACUGUGCACAUAUGACCAUGCAUGUUAACCAGACAAGUCAAUAUUAGAUUGACAGGGAACAUAGCCUAACCGGAAACCACAACUGUCACGCUAAUAUCCCCUGCUGCUUCCUGUCCAUGCAGAACUGCCUGUUCAUGUACUAAAUUGGGCUAAGUUGGUGUGUAAACCUAAGCGGGACUUUCAGAUCUUUCAAGACAACUGUGAACUCUGGUGGGGGGAACGAUGUCAAAAUCCUGAUGUCUGUGAUCUGCCAAUUGGGAAAGUCAGCUCUAGAAAGAGGCCAGAGUUUCUGACGCAGAAUUACGAGUUGGAUGACCUUUUAAAACAAACAACAACAAAAAAACAUUUUAUUUUUGAGUUCCCUGUUGUCUUGAAUGCUCGAAAGUCUGAGAAUUCAGUGUUCUGAAUGUGGUAGAAAUUCACAUAUGACUGGGAUGUCCUGACGAGGCCACAAGUGAAAUCACAUAAUGUAAAAAAAAAUAUAUAUAUUAUCGUGCUUCUCCAGUGACAUCAUCUGCAAACAUAAAUAUAUUUUAUUAUUUUUAUAAAUGCCUCAUGGCUUUCUUGUCUCGACUGCAUCACGUGAUUCUGAGUAGAGGUGGUGGAUUUGUGAAGAUGGUUCACCAUUGGGGGAAAAAAUUGUCAGUUUCAGUCUGCCGAACAUUGACACCAAUGUGAUCGAUAGCAGCUGGGUCUGGUCUACUUUAUUGACUAAUGUCACCAGAAAGAAUGAGGGAGUGGGAUGUCUCGCUGCUGCGCCAUCUCUGAUUUUGAGCACCAGGACCUUUUAAUUUUUUUUUAUAUAUUUCACCUUUAUUUAACCAGGUAGGCUAGUUGAGAACAAGUUCUCAUUUGCAACCUAGUACUAUGUGAGGGGUGGGCGCUAACAGGGAAUGUUGUUUGAACUGAGGCAUGUUCAGGGGAAUUCCUACACAGUGAGUAAAGCCCAGGCCUACAGUGCUCUGAACCUCAGAGUAGCUCCUCCUGGUGGGAGAAGAGAGGUCGGAAAUGCAUGAGUCAGUUCAGCCAGUCCCAGUAAAGGCUUGAGAUAUUACUUAUCACACAAUUGUCAAUAAACACGUUUGCCCCCAGUAAUUUCUUCUGGAUAGCUUUUACUCAUUUUUUUAAGACGUGGGAGGGGCCUUGGGAUGAAACGGUUGUGCUACAGGUAUUUUUUGGAAUGUUCUAAAGCGACACCUGCUUUGGCCAACAAACUCAAUAGAUAAGCUUUUUUAUUUUCUUCAUUCUAGCUUUAGAAUGAAACUAAAGCCAUUGAAUUACUUCAUUUGGGAAGUAUUCAAUGCCACAACACUUGAAUGACACAAUGUAUUUUGUGAUGGAAAGUUUACUGUGAAUUAUAAACUGGGUGGGUCGAAUGCUGAUUGGCUGAAAGCCGUGUUAUAUCAGACCGCAUACCACUGGUAUGACAAAUCAUUUAUUUUUCCUAAUCUAAUAAUAUUGGUAACCAGUGUAUAAUAGCAAUGAGGCACCUUGGGGGUUUAUGCUAUGUUGUGAAUAUACCAAACCUCCUCUGGCUUCAUUGCUUAAUUAGAGCAUGCUGUGCAGAAUAGGAAAUAAAAUGUUACUUUUUGAUAAGUAAAUCCUUAGAAAUAAAUGGCAACUAUUGCCUAACAUUUAAUGCUUUUUCAAAACAAUUUUUUGUUUUUGAGUGCACAUACCUUUCUCCCUGUUCCAGCCUAUUCUCCUGUGAAUGAAAAUAAUCCUUCUGCUUGUUUUCCAUUUAGUCCCUGUGGUGAAUAUGAGUGGCUUCACUCAGCCAGAAGUUUACUCACCCGCUCAUCCUCCACUCUCCUGAAUGCUUUUCAUUUGUUCAGUACAUUUCCUCAAGUUGUAAAGUUAUCGAUUUGUUAAAAUUUUGUAACGGUUCUCGAGACCACCCAGAAUGCUUUGUAACCAAGAACAUCAUAUCAAAUAACACUGUGUCCAUAUCGUCUUAUGUGUGAGGAGUGUGCCAAGGUACAAUGGCGUUAUCCUGUGAAUAAACUUUCUUUGUAUAGAGAAACAAACAACAAGAAAGUAGGUACACUUUUCCAUACUGGUACCAGGAGGCUCAGGUCUAUGAGAGCUGUGUGACUGUCUGUGUUCUGCGAGUCAUGUAGUUGUGUGCAAAAUUGGAUGUAGACUUAACAUUUAUUUUUCAAUGCAGGUGUCACUGUUGUCUAAAUGUAUGCAUUUAAAAACAAAAACACUCUGUAUAACUUGACCUGUGGAUGAUGGCCUUACAAGCUAAAGGACGUUUUGGCUCUUACUCGUCUUUCACCUCUCCUCUCCUUCUUUUGGAUUAUUACUCCAGUUAAAUUGUGUUGUAGAAGAACAUGAUUAUAAAUAAUGUGAUUUGUUCCCCCCCACCCACACAUACACACAAUCAAAUGUAUUUUGUUUGAUCAUUUUCUUUCAGUAGUUUUACAUUUUUACAUGCUUUUGGAAAAAUAAAUGAAUAUGCUGGUGAUAAGUGA
Messenger RNA from Oncorhynchus kisutch (coho salmon), 5327 nucleotides. Its product is annotated as LIM domain-containing protein 2. NCBI's taxonomy places the organism in Eukaryota, Metazoa, Chordata, Actinopteri, Salmoniformes, Salmonidae. The transcript is spliced from 4 exons. The record is from RefSeq and is a predicted model, not a curated record. Bases 1346 to 1696 code for a protein of 116 amino acids.